Molecule: messenger RNA, 1374 nt
Organism: Podarcis raffonei (Aeolian wall lizard)
Lineage: Eukaryota; Metazoa; Chordata; Lepidosauria; Squamata; Lacertidae
Product: stomatin-like
Exons: 6
Coding region: 339-1193 (284 amino acids)
Cellular component (GO): plasma membrane
Source: RefSeq, a predicted model, not a curated record
CCCUCUGCCAAGGGGACAACGUGUAGUGCGGGCCCAGGAGGAGCCGUCCGGGUUUGUCGGGGGCCGUUGGGCUGGGCGGAAGAAAGAGGGGCAGAUCGAGCGUUGGUGGAGCAACCGCCGUCGACCCCGAGCAAGCUGGAGCGGGGCUCUGAUCCGGAGCUCCUGUUGCUCUGGGGCUGCAGCAAACCGCCAAGCUGGGCAAGUCGGUCGGUGUCCUGGUGGAGGUUAAGGGGAUGAGCGCCCGGGAGAAGCGGGAGAUCGCCAGGUUAAACGGUGAGGCAGAUUUAUGAAGGUGGAAGCCAACGCUUUAAAAAUGAGUAAAUAGCUAUGGUGGCUAAAUGGAAUUGCCUUGUAAAAGAGCAGUCUGCCUUACUAAGGGACAGGCAACGGGGAAGGGCGUUUGCUUUCAUCCUGCAGCGUGUGGGCCUCCCUGUGGCUGCUGGGAGUUGGAAUCUGACAAGUUUUUGACACCCACGAUGCGCAUUUUUAGGACCCACCUUAUUUCUAUUGUCAUGGAAUAUCAGCGAGCUGUCAUCUUUAGACUAGGACACAUCCUAAAAGGUGCAAAAGGCCCGGGUAUCUAUUUAAUCCUGCCCUGCAUAGACAAUGUUGUCACAGUGGACAUGAGGACUGUGUCAUUUGAUAUAGCCCCCCAGGAAAUUCUUACCAAAGAUUCGGUGACGGUUCUUGUGGACGGUGUGGUUUACUACCGAGUUCAGAACGCCAUCCUCUCUGUGACAAAUGUUGCUUAUGCGGACUCAGCCACUCGGCUCCUGGCUCAGACCACAUUGAGGAACGUUCUUGGGACCAAGAGCCUCUCUCAGAUCCUCUCUGACCGGGAGGAAAUCGCCCACAGCAUGCAGGCCACACUAGAUGAUGCCACAGAUGAUUGGGGCAUAAAGGUGGAGCGGGUAGAGAUCAAAGAUGUUAAGCUGCCCAUCCAACUCCAGAGAGCCAUGGCCGCUGAAGCAGAAGCUACCCGCGAAGCAAGAGCUAAGGUGAUUGCAGCAGAAGGUGAAAGGAACUCCUCCCUGGCCUUGAAGGAAGCCGCCAUCGUGAUCACAGAGUCUCCUGCAGCCCUCCAGCUUCGCUACCUACAGACUCUGACCACUAUCGCUGCUGAGAAGAACUCUACCAUUAUAUUUCCGCUGCCAUUGGAUAUGCUGCAAUGUCUCAUUGGAACAAAACGUUAACUGGGGAUGUAGAUGCAGGACGAGGGGCUGUUUCUCAGGAGCCCAGAUUUUCUUAAAAGUACAAUGCAGUGUUGGACAAAGGGACAUUAAUUUAAUUGUUUGUUAGCAGAGGGUUUUUUUACAUUUUGUUUUUUCACUUCUCUUCCCAAACAGGAAUAAAGUUACUGAUUUUAACCCUGUA